ACAAGAAAACCAAAACCCAAUUUUGUUACCUUUUUCCUCAAUCCUAAAGUCAAAAGCUCCAUUUUUCUUUUUGGGUUUUUGAUUAUCUUCAAUCGGAAUUUCAGGUGGAGAUAUGGGUUCUGAAGGACCAAAAGCAAUAACGAUUCAUGUGACUGGUUUCAAGAAAUUUCUUGGGGUUUCUGAGAAUCCUACUGAGAAAAUAGCUACUAAUUUGAAAUCGUAUGUGGAGAAACGAGGUUUGCCUUCUGGAUUGAGUCUUGGUAGCUGUAGUGUUCUUGAUACUGCAGGGGAUGGUGCAAAAUCUAAGCUUUAUGAGGUUUUGGAGGCUAGUGUUGUGUCUGGAGAUAAGAACAACAAUGGAACUGUUGUCUGGCUUCAUCUCGGGGUGAAUAGUGGAGCGACAAAAUUCGCCAUUGAAAGACAGGCAGUGAACGAAGCUCAUUUCCGUUGUCCUGAUGAAUUGGGCUGGCAACCACAGCGGCUUCCCAUAGUUGUUGAAGAUGGUAGCAUUUCAAAGGCAAAAGAGACUUCAUGCUCGACGGAGUCCAUUUUCCAGUUAUUAAAGAAGAAAGGCUUCGAGGUUGUUCAAUCAGACGAUGCUGGACGUUUUGUAUGCAACUAUGUGUACUAUCACUCUCUAAGAUUCGCAGAGCAAAAGGGACACAAGUCUCUGUUCGUUCACGUUCCUCUCUUCUCCAAAAUCAAUGAAGAUACUCAAAUGCAGUUCGUGGCAUCUCUCUUGGAGGCAAUUGCAGCUACUUGCUAGUGUUUAUAAUCCACUAAAGCCAAAUAUUGUAAGUAUACUAUGUAUAUGAUGAUCCAUUUGUCUUUCUUCGAAGCUCUUUGUGUUCUUUUGUUGGAAGGCUUGGGGAUAUAAAAUGACGAUUGCUUUUGGCUCUCAAAGAUCCUUUGUGAUUGUCUCUGUAAUGAAAAGAAGUCUCUUUA
Molecule: messenger RNA, 945 nt
Organism: Arabidopsis arenosa
Lineage: Eukaryota; Viridiplantae; Streptophyta; Magnoliopsida; Brassicales; Brassicaceae
Source: the annotation of a GenBank genome assembly